CGACAACAACAGCACUACAGCUCGUCGCCAUCACUGUCGUCGGUUCCCACUGGCCCUGAAUCGGAGCCCGGCUCUCCCACCAGGAUUCUCAACGCCGGCCGAGCCAACAUUGAGAUGGACGAGAUCAUCGUCGAUCCCAGCUCGGUAGCCCGCUUCUCGAUCAUGCAGCAGCAGCAACCCACCGAACCCCCCCCCACCGUCCCGCUGACCGCCGCCGGUCUUCCCCGGAAGAAGCCUGGCCGGAAACCCGGCAGCACCGUGAAGCCCAAAGUCCCCGCCGAUGGCAGCUCCACCAACCCCGACCAGCCCAGACAACGUCGACCACGGAAGCCCAAGGACCCCAAUGCCCCUCCUGCCCAGAGGAAACGUAAGGCUGCCGCCACCGAGGCGAGCGAUGCCACCGAAGAGAUGGACGCUAGGUCCGCUUCGGGCCCGCCUCGCCAGGCCAAGAUUACUGAGCUCACCCCGAUGCGCAUGGCCCUUGAUGCGCGCUCCACCCCAACCGAUGUUGGUUUUGCGCCCCCGGCCCCUAAGCGUGAGAGCGGCUACGGGUCCAUGAACAUGCAGAAUCUGCUCAACGAGGAGCCCCAGCCCAAACCCCAACCCGCCGCACCGGCCAGGCAGAUGUUUGACCCUAUCAGGGGCAACUAUGAUCCCAUCCGGGAAUCCGUGACGACGCGUGACCCUUACGGCACGGGGCAGCUGGGCUCACCCCGCGCGCCCACCCAGAUAAUCAACCGGGCCAGCGCUUCCCCCUCGAUUGCCAGCCUGGUGGAUCCCCAGCCAGCCCCCACUGUUAUGUCGCCUCGUCCCUCGUACACCAACCCCACCUCUCAGCCACGCUUCCAGGACUCGACGUCGGUGCCUCCGUCACCCUCCAACGCGGUGCGGAACGCGCCUCAGUGGAUGCCCAAACCUACGCUCACCGAGGCAAGGCGUGGCCCACCGCCUACCCCAGCUCCCGUAUCAGCUAGCAAACCCGAGUCCAAGACCAUCUCCUUCACCAGCAUGACCUCCAUCCCCAGCGCCAUGUCCUCGGCCGCCUCGACAACACCCGCCGCGCCCGCCGCACCGGCGCAGAGCAACAACAAAAAGAUCGCCGCCGUCGUCCAACAGGAGCGCGACUCGCACCUUAAAAAGGCCCGCAGCUCGGCGGCGUCGUCCUCCUCGCCCCAGAUUAGCAGCCUCAAGGACGCCCUUCCUCCGCUACCCUCGGGCCCGGGCAACGAGCGCUCCAUCCUCGACUUCGGCAAGGCCCGCCCCGGCGAGGAGCUCGAGGCGCCCAGCAUCUCGCUGCAUAUUCCACUGCAGCCGGGCGAGAGCAACAAGUAUGUCAACUUCAUGCGCAUGGCCGAGGAGCGGUACGGCUGGGACGCGCUGCACCCGCGCCUGGCGGCCAGCCGGGAGCGCAAGGCGCGCAUCGCCGCGGCGACGGCUGCGCUGGAGAGGACGACGGGCAGUGGGCGGGAUGAUGGGGAGGGCGAGGAGAUGGAGGAGGAUAUUGUUGAGCAGGGGUCGGAUGCUGGGGAGAGUAAUGUUGAGAUGGGCGGUGUGGGGGCGACAAAUGGGAAUGGGGCUGGGACGUCGGCGAAACCGGCGCGGAAGAAGAGGAAUUUCAAGGAGGACGAGUAUGACAAGGACGAUGACUUUGUCGAUGACUCGGAGAUGCUCUGGGAGGAGCAGGCGGCUGCGAGCAGGGACGGUUUUUUUGUGUACUCUGGCCCGCUGAUUCCUGAGGUGGAGAAGCCUGCUGCGUCGGAGGAACGACCUCGGCGGGGACGCGGCGGGCGCGGGAGGGGGGGUAGAGGCGGUGCGCGGGGUGGUGGGGAGGGGGGCGGUGGACGCGGGAGGGGUGGUGGGUCCGGUUCGAGGGGCGGUACGGUCCGUAAACCGCGGAUCACGAAGCUGGAGAAGGAGAUUCGGGAUCGAGAGAAGGCGGAACGGGAGAAGCUUGCUCAGAUGGCGUCGGCGAAGACGGGGGCGGAUGCUGGCGCUGUAUCGUCCGGGUUACUGUCGUCGCUUGGGGCC
Messenger RNA from Parathielavia appendiculata, 2028 nucleotides. RefSeq names its product HPC2-domain-containing protein. The record is from RefSeq and is a predicted model, not a curated record. The transcript has a single exon. NCBI's taxonomy places the organism in Eukaryota, Fungi, Ascomycota, Sordariomycetes, Sordariales, Chaetomiaceae. The annotation marks the transcript as partial.